UGCCCGACAGGGGCUCGGCCGGCAGUCCGCAGAGGAAGUGGAAGACGGGAUCACCGGUGAGUCGCCAUGGACGCCGCUACAACAUCUCUCACGGAGUUCUUCUCCUUCCUCUCCAUCUCGAAACCGUCCACUCCACACCGUGAGUCAGUCUCUUUAAACUUUCAGUCUCAUACGAAGCCAAACCUGGCACGGUUGGCUGCCGCCAGGACCAGGAGCUCUGUUACGUCUUCUUCCCCAGAAUCUACCUCUCCCAUCUUAAGCGUAAGGAAUUACAAUGUUUUGAUCACUGUGGACAAUAACGAUCCUGAAGAGAAGCUAGUGAAUCAGUUCAGGAGACAGGUCUUGAGAGCUGGAAUCUUGCAGGAGUGUAAGAGGAGAAGAUUUUUUGAGAACAGCCAGGCGAAGAGAAAGAGGAAAGCUAGAGAAUCCGCAAAAAGGAAUCGCAAGAGAAGGGUUUGGAAGCCUGAAUCAAGAGCUGAGGAGCAGCAAAAACAGGAAAUCACUCGGAGGAAGGAUAUGGAUGAGGGAGAUGACAACUGGGAGUUCUACCAAGUAGACCUUCCUUACUGUUCAUAGAAAAAGCUCACUGCCUUGAGAGUUGAAGCCAUUAUUUGUAAUGUUUUGGCUUAGAGCAUCUUGCCUUCGAGCAUCCUUCUGUUGAUGUUAUUCAAUGCAGGCAGGUCUGUCUUCUGCUUUGAAGUUGAGCUGGUGUAGUUAGCAACACAGGACAAGAUUGUUUUGUGGUCGAGUAUCGGUUGCAAAGCUUUGGCCUUUGUCGAGACGACAAAGGCUUGGGGUCUGUCUUCUGCUUUGAAGUUGAGCUGGUGUAGUUAGCAACACAGGACAAGAUUGUUUUGUGGUCGAGUAUCGGUUGCAAAGCUUUGGCCUUUGUCGAGACGACAAAGGCUUGGGGUCUGUCUUCUGCUUUGAAGUUGAGCUGGUGUAGUUAGCAACACAGGACAAGAUUGUUUUGUGGUCGAGUAUCGGUUGCAAAGCUUUGGCCUUUGUCGAGACGACAAAGGCUUGGGGUCUGUCUUCUGCUUUGAAGUUGAGCUGGUGUAGUUAGCAACACAGGACAAGAUUGUUUUGUGGUCGAGUAUCGGUUGCAAAGCUUUGGCCUUUGUCGAGACGACAAAGGCUUGGGGUCUGUCUUCUGCUUUGAAGUUGAGCUGGUGUAGUUAGCAACACAGGACAAGAUUGUUUUGUGGUCGAGUAUCGGUUGCAAAGCUUUGGCCUUUGUCGAGACGACAAAGGCUUGGGGUCUGUCUUCUGCUUUGAAGUUGAGCUGGUGUAGUUAGCAACACAGGACAAGAUUGUUUUGUGGUCGAGUAUCGGUUGCAAAGCUUUGGCCUUUGUCGAGACGACAAAGGCUUGGGGUCUGUCUUCUGCUUUGAAGUUGAGCUGGUGUAGUUAGCAACACAGGACAAGAUUGUUUUGUGGUCGAGUAUCGGUUGCAAAGCUUUGGCCUUUGUCGAGACGACAAAGGCUUGGGGUCUGUCUUCUGCUUUGAAGUUGAGCUGGUGUAGUUAGCAACACAGGACAAGAUUGUUUUGUGGUCGAGUAUCGGUUGCAAAGCUUUGGCCUUUGUCGAGACGACAAAGGCUUGGGGUCUGUCUUCUGCUUUGAAGUUGAGCUGGUGUAGUUAGCAACACAGGACAAGAUUGUUUUGUGGUCGAGUAUCGGUUGCAAAGCUUUGGCCUUUGUCGAGACGACAAAGGCUUGGGGUCUGUCUUCUGCUUUGAAGUUGAGCUGGUGUAGUUAGCAACACAGGACAAGAUUGUUUUGUGGUCGAGUAUCGGUUGCAAAGCUUUGGCCUUUGUCGAGACGACAAAGGCUUGGGGUCUGUCUUCUGCUUUGAAGUUGAGCUGGUGUAGUUAGCAACACAGGACAAGAUUGUUUUGUGGUCGAGUAUCGGUUGCAAAGCUUUGGCCUUUGUCGAGACGACCAAGGGUUAGGCUUAGGUUCUGUUUGAUAACGAUUUUGUCUUUUAAUUUUUUGUUUUUAGUAAUUAAAUUUAUUUUCUCGCGGAUUCCUUACUA
This is a messenger RNA of Cucurbita moschata (crookneck pumpkin), 2039 nucleotides long. Its product is annotated as 30S ribosomal protein S21, chloroplastic-like. Gene Ontology annotation, biological process: translation. Gene Ontology annotation, molecular function: structural constituent of ribosome. NCBI's taxonomy places the organism in Eukaryota, Viridiplantae, Streptophyta, Magnoliopsida, Cucurbitales, Cucurbitaceae. Gene Ontology annotation, cellular component: ribosome. The transcript is spliced from 2 exons. The coding region runs from base 67 to 576 and encodes 169 amino acids. The record is from RefSeq and is a predicted model, not a curated record.